Amoebophrya sp. A120 is the source of this 6230-nucleotide messenger RNA. The record is from the annotation of a GenBank genome assembly. Lineage: Eukaryota; Dinophyceae; Syndiniales; Amoebophryaceae.
AACCGAGGCUUUUUGCAUUUUCUUCAGAGUUGCUAAACCCACCUACACCUAGUAUCUUUUUAUGCCGCGCGCUUUCUACCCCUGCAACAAUAUGUAUCACAACUUACUAGUUUUUGCUCUCUUUUGCAUAUUUUUUUACGGAUUUAUUGCGAAGUACUGAUAUCGAGUCGUUAUCACCUUCUUGCACCAAAAGACUUUUUACUAGUAGUCCGACAGUCGUUUACAACGAGUAUUUUUUCAUUUUGAUUUUCCAAAACGAAUCGUGAGCACAACAAGGUAUUGAACAAGCGAAAUACUGUCUAAUCCCCAUAAUAACCAACCCGAUUUCCAAUACUAACACAUAACGUCUCCCACGAGUGUCGUUUUCAUCAUGACCACUUCCACCCCGGUGCCCUUUACGUUCCCCCGCCCCGCCUCGCUCGCACCAGGAGCAACUUUUGGCAAAAUGCAAGAACUACCCCAGCACCAGCCUCCCAUCGGCGUGGCCGCGUUGCGCGAACGGUUCGAGAACUUUAAGAACCAGAAGUUCUUUGUCCAGCCACGCCCUGCCAGCGUGUCCGGAGACGUUUCAAAGUACUACAACCGGGAUAGGAAUCAAAUUCAAAACGCGACCACGAGGAGCAGACCCAGUAGCAUCACCAGGCAGUCGCAAAACCGGGACUUUUUCCUGCCGAGCAGCAAAAAAACCGGAAGUGUACUAGAGGAAGAAAGACAAAAAAAUGCUGCAUCCCCUUCAAGAAACUUGAACGAGAAGGCGAACACCAACGACGAUCUGAACGACCAGCACGGCACGGUUCUGGAUAAAAGAGCUUCGCAGCACGCAUGGUCCCCGGCGGUGGCGGCGCGCGAGCGGCCGACAACCAGGGGCAGACGAAUGUCCCAGCACCAUGAUGAAAUUAAACAUAGCAUCGUCGUGCACGACGCCCAAGAUGAACAAGGUUUAGUAUCGGCCCGCCCUCAGUCAUUCCGGGAGUCCGCGCGGGAUCAGAUCCAGGGUCGCGACAGAUCAUCCUCUUCCUCCCUUUUUCACCACGCAGGCACGCCGCUCCCCGCGGUCAAAUCAGCCGCUCUACGGAGCAGCACGGUCGAUGCGGCGACUACAAAUGUGCGGUUUAUUUCUAGUACUGCAUCGGAGCAGCAUGAUCAACAAACACGGGGACCACCACGACGAGGCAUUCCGCCCGGCCACGAAGUACAACAGGUGCAGCGCGACGACACGCGUCGGACGAUGCAGAGCAACGCCUCCUCUAGACAAUUCUUCUCGGCGAAGAGCACGUCAAGUGCUCUAGGUUCUUUGUUGAAUGAGGACAAAAAGAGCUACAAGGACACUAGAAGUACUUCAUCUGCGAUGAUGAACAAUAAGGGGGCGCUGAUGAUGGAUCUCAAUUUGAACAAUUUGAAGGUCAUGGAUCCGGAUGCGUCGCCCUCGCCGUCCGGGUCGUCGAAGAACCCGCUAAGUAGUUCUUUUCGCGGCCGAACAAACGUCAGUACGGGCAGUUUGUUAUUCCAGAGCACCCGAAGUUGUUCAAGCAGUACGAAUAGACCGCGGUCCAGUUCCCGUCUUGGAUCUCGGGACCCGAGGAUGCUACUGCAACAGAACCGCACCUCGUACUCGGCUUCGCCUGUACGGGUGGUGAAUCACAAAAACAUAGCAGUGUUGAAUGAGGAAGAGAAGAACCGGAAGAAUCAGGUCAGCACCAGCAUCGCAGGCUUCCUGGCAGUGGAGAUGAAUGGCACAACUACAAUUUCUGCUGGUGGAAGAAGUGGAGGCCCUAGUACAUAUGCCACGACCAUUGGCCCAGGGAGGGUGCUAUCGACAUCAACCAUGUUUGUCGGCGGCGGCGGAAGCAUAAGCAACUGCAAAAAUACUGCGAAUUAUACCAGAGACUCUAAUAGCGCUUUGUCGGUUUAUUCCGUAUCGCCCUCGAUUUCGAUGUCGCCCAUUCCCGGGACUCGUCUACUGGUCACCAGCGCGGGGCUGGCUGCGAAGGCGCAGGCUGAUCUCUUGCGGGAAAAAAGUGAAGCUGGGAGUGCGAAGAUUGGGAGGCCGGCGGCCGAGGACUUAGAUCCCUGGAAGAUUUUCGACGAAGGGAGGGACGGGAAAAUCUUGAACACUGUAUCUGCAUCGAAACAGUGGAAACUGAACGCUAGCAAUAUCAAUAUGAUCCAGGAAGACCACGACCGCAGCCCGGCUCCGAGUAAGGGAGAAAGCGUGGUGACGGCGAACGAGGCCGAGAUGGACUGUGCCAAGAAACCGCCGAUCGAACUCGAAGUCGAACCCGUCACGCCACCAGAAAUCAAAGAAGAGAAAGAUUUUGACGUGGGAGCUACUACCGUCCAGCCCGAACAACUGCAGGCGAAACUGCAGAGUGGGCACAACACCGCGACGGGGGACUUUUCGCACAGGAGUAGUCCCAUCAAGGGAAAUGAUACUGACGCCAAGAACCAAGUUGUGCCCGCCUCUCGGUCCCGUUCCCGCGGCUCGGUGUUGAGUGAGAAAAUACCGCCGCUGUCGCUCUCUCCGUCCCCGGCACCUCGAAAUAACAAGGCGACCUUUCAGGACGAGCGCAGUUUGCAACUCAGUGUUACAACAUCAUCUUCACAACUUCUGCCGCAUAUAGUUGCUGGCCAGGAACAACAUCACCUACAGCAGGUCCGUCGGCCGGCGUCCGCAAGCCCCGCGCCGCAGCCGCCGUCGCCGGCUCUGGCGCAGUUUUUGGAGGGGAGAAAGGUGAAUGAGCAUCAUUUCACGCCGAUAGAGGAGAAGAUCAAGCAGGAUCACGACACAGACGUGGGCGUGGGGGCGGAGGUAGCGGACAGAAUUAUGUCGGGACUGGCCUUGCCGGUGGGGGCGAAGCCAGAAGAUCCGGGAUUGUUCAACAACAUCAACAUGGUAAUGCUUCCCACUUGUGUGAAUAACAGCACUUUGGAACAAGCAGCUGCGACAACAUCACAGCAACUCUUCCAAGACUACAUGUACCGCCCAUUGCCUUACUAACUUGAAAUUUGUCUGCAGCUAAAAAAAUCAAAAUUUUUGGUAGUGCAGUUCGUGUUCUUCUCUUCUCGCCCGGACUGCAGCCCGCUUGCGAGCGCUGCGGACUCCGUGCUGGGGAACUUGGCCGACGUGUUGCGCUCCAUUCCUGCGUCAUUUGCUCGAAGGUCCCGCACGAGCUUGAUUUGCUACCUCCACACGGAAAUGCGGCAACAGGUAGGGGCCUCCGACUGCCAUUUUUCGGGUAAGUUUCGCACCUAAGAUAACAACAUGACGCGAGCCUCCGAGAGGUGCUUGGGCGCAGAGCCCCUUCCCCCAAAAGUGGCAAUUUGUAAUGCGCGUUUCGCAUUACAAAUGGCCUUCUUUUAUGACCCGUCUUGGGCUCGCUCUCCGGGCCAGGUCACAAAUCUGAGCCCCUGGAUCAGCAGAAUGCCGUGCUGUGAGGGUUCAGAUUUAUGAUGCAAAACGUGGCUCCGCGAAAAAAGUCUGCACCUCGGCAAUGAGGUCCCCAAGUGGAGGUGCAGACGUUUUUCGCGCGGGGGGGGACAAGUGGGGCAGAUAGCUCGUGUUUGUCUGCGCCGCGAAAAAAGUCUGCACCUCCGAAAUUGGCCUCCAGAUGAGGUGUCCUCGGACACCUCUUCGGAGCCCUCCCGAGUCGCGGACCUCCGGGGCGACAAAUUUUGGCCGCCCUUUUCGCAUUGCCCCGACCUGAAUCGAGCUCAAUUUGCAGGCAGAAGCCUGCAAUUUGAGCUCAUCCCCGAAACGACCUCCUCCGAGGCCGCGAGGUUCGAACCAAAAGCGAGCCGCUGCUUCAGCAGAUUCAGCUCAUUCCCAAACAAGACACGCACUAGGCAAAUCGUCAGGAAUCAGGAGGGAGUGUGGGAACUUGAAGAACUACAACUGCGAACCCGGGUGGACGACGUCCACCGAUACCGAAGCACAGAGUCCCCUGGUGGCUGAGCUGUCUCCUCUGCUUCGUCCGCCGAGGCCUUGCCGGAAUACCUGGCCUGCCCAUUUCCUUGCUUUCGUUUCAUUGUGGAAAAAAAUAAACACACAAGAAGGUGCCCGAAAAAGUAGGAUGCAAAAAUUUUGAUUUUUUUUGCUGCAGACAUUUUUCCACAGCAACUCUUCCAAGACUACAUGUACCGCCCAUUGCCUGACCGGAGCAGCACCGCAUCUAUUUUCCAUACCACCGGAAGUGGAUUUUUGGAUGACAAGAGUGGCCUCGUCACAACUCCAGGACCGGCGGCGCAUAGUCCCUCCGCGUCCUUCCUUCGGACGAGCUCCAGAGACGGUCGUGAUCUCGAUGAAAUGCACAAGAAUAUAAUUACCGCUACAGCACACCAGAGCUUCUACAAAAAUCGGGUCCGUUCGACCGAGCGGCUGGCGUUGUUGAAGAGUCACAAGGCGGAACUCCCCGCGCCGCCUUCCAGAUACAGCAGUAAUUGGCGGGUGUCUACGGAAUCCGGCAGGCUGGAGCAAGUGUCCGAGUGGCGCCGGGAGUUCUUGCCCGAUUUGCGCGACUCGGCGUUCGACGCCCACAGCCCGCUGCUCGGCCGGAGCGGUGGCGAGGGCAGCGCGACCCACGGUCGUGAGACAGUGGUGCAGCGCGGCCGCAGCCGUCAGCGGAUGAACAUUAGUGCAUUGCGGUUUGCUACUGAUAGGUCGGAGAUAGGAAAUAAACAAUCAGGGAACAAUUUUCAUGCUGCAACUUUUCCAAUUGCAGCUCCCUCCGGCUCGUCGGCUUUGUCUUCAGCCGCAGCCACUUUCGAAGUAGUAGGCGACAGGGGCGGCACGGGCACCGGAUCGGCAGCGGUAGCGACACAGGAUGCUUGUUCUGCAAUUGUAGACGGUCGUCCACUACUGGGUGUGCACCACGAGCAAGGAGUUGUUGGAAAUGCAAAUGACGAAGAAAUUUUUGGAGGGGAGAUUUUCGACGCAGGCGAAGAUCAUGCGAGGAUUGUAGACACGGAUCAAUCAGCGGGACCGGUUUUCCACGCGAGAAACGUGCUGGGCAUUCCGGGACAGAAGUUCAACGUGCCGGGUACUUUUUCUGGAAACUUCUCAUGAUUUUUUGUCUGUAGUUUUCGGGCAAUACUUCUGAGUAGACUCUGCUAGAUGCUAUGUUUUCUUCCUGUCAACUACCUACACUUUGUUUGAUAGAGAUACAGCAUAGGCAAGUUGACCGCACAAAAUAAACUCCCUGAAACAAUAUACAAUCACAGUGCUUCCCGACGUGGUGUCCCAGAUUUUCCCUCUCGAGCGUUGGGGCGACUUCACGCUCCCCACGGGAAUUGCGCACACAGGAUCCGCAGGAGUUAAAAUCCACGGACAAUUGUCCGCCUCGGUUGACAGUCUCGGCCUGAGUCGCGAUCAUGUAGUUGCACAACAACUUCAGGGAAGUAGAAGAACAGUUGAGGUGGAACAAGAAAUGGAAAAUAUUAACCAAAGCGCACACGACGUCGAGGUGAAUGCUAAUGAUCCGCAGCUAUCAACGAAAACCAACUAUUUUGGUUUACGACAUCAGCACCAGAGAAACACUUCUCCCUCCACAUCCCUCGGCGCGGCGGCGUUGACCUACGCCAAGAUCGACGUCUCGGCCGACGGCCGGGAAUUUUUGUUCACGAAUAAUUCGAGGACGUUGGUGAAGCCAAAAUCCCGACCCUUGGACACCCUGCCCGUGACGCUGGACCCGCACGUCCGCACACAGAGGAGGCUCGAAGUCAGAAGAACUCGGGGCCGGCAGCCCGACCGGAGUGUGUCACCCGGAGGAGGUAGUCCCUCCGCCGCAAGCAGGUCGCCGUCGGUGCAGAUAGCCGGGGGGCUGCGUGGGUUUUUUUACUGACACGAACUACUGAAGCAUAUCAGUGGCUUUAUCCUAGAGGAGAAUCAUAAGAUAAGGAGCGUCUUAUGACUUCAAUUUUUUUGUCUUCAUUGUUCUCGAGGACGCUCCAGAUUUUACUUUUAGUUCUUUCUUUAAGUGUUGUAAGGAGGUCUUCGGGGGUCACCAAGUUCAGCGACAAGGCUGCAGUGGACGUGGAAGAUCAUUUGUAUCUCGUCUCACGAUGUCCACGGUGGCUACGCUCGUUGCGCUCUGCAACUAGCACAAAGAUCUCAAGAACAAGCAGGAAGAUUUCAAUUUCUUGUCGUCGUCUCGCCUCGGUGUCGAACUCCAUGCGUUGUCUGUCUUUGAUGUGAAUGUGUUUGAUCUGUGUAUGUACCACUCUUCUACACAAAC